CGAGCGCGGCCGAACCCAGCCGAGCCGAGCGCGGCCGAACCCCGCCGAACCGAGCUCUGCCGAGCCCGCGCGGAGCCGGGCGGAGGCGAGCGGAGGCGCGCGGAGCCGAGCGGAGGCGAGCGGAGCCGAGCGCACGAUGUACUGCGCGUACCCCGCGGGCGCAGGGUCGCUGCUGUACUGCUGCAGCGGCAAAGCGGUGUACGCUCCGUCCGCCAGCACCGCCGACUACAACCGCGACUCCCCGGGAUACCCCUCCUCCAAACCCGCCGCCAGCACUUUCCCCAGCUCCUUCUUCAUGCAAGAUGGGCACCACGGCAGCGACCCCUGGAGCUCCUCCAGCGGGAUGAGCCAAGGCAGCUACGCCGGGAUGUUGGGAAAUUCCUCCCACCUGCCCCAGUCCGGCAGCUACUGCAGCCUGCACCCCCACGAGCGCCUGAGCUACCCCUCGCACUCCUCGGCCGAGCUGAGCUCCAGCCUGCCCCCGAUGUCGUCGUUCCACCGCAACUCCAACUUCAGCUCGUCCUGCACGCCCCCGGCCAACGGCGCCGAGCCCAUCCUGGCCUCCCGCGGCAGCGGCGGAGCAGCCGGCGGCUCGCAGACCGGGGACGCGCUGGGAAAAGCUCUCGCCUCUAUUUAUUCUCCAGACCACACCAACACCAGCUUUUCAUCCAACCCUUCGACUCCGGUCGCUUCUCCCCCUUCUCUCGCAGCAGGCUCAGCAGUUUGGUCUAGGAAUGGAGGGGGAGCGUCUUCAUCACCCAAUUAUGAGGGGCCCUUGCACUCCUUGCAGAGCCGCAUCGAGGACCGCCUGGAGCGCCUGGACGACGCCAUCCACGUGCUGCGCAACCACGCCGUGGGCGCCGCGCCCAUGGGCGCCGCUGCCGGAGACCUGCACGGGCUGCUGGGCGCCGCGCCCAACGGCGCCAUGGCCGGCCUGGCCUACGGCUCCGGCAUCCUGGCCAACCGGCACUCCCUCAUGGUGGGGGCUCACCGGGAGGACGGCGUCGGGAUCCGCGGGAGCCACUCGGUGCUCCCCAACCAGAUCCCGGUGCCGACGCUGCCGGUGCAGUCGGCGACGUCGCCCGAGCUGAACGCGGCCCAGGAUCCGUACCGGGGGAUUCCGUCGGCGCUGCAGGGGCAGAGCGUUUCCUCGGGGAGCUCGGAGAUCAAAUCCGACGACGAGGCCGAUGAAAAUCUGCAGGAUCCCAAACUGGCCGAGGAGAAGAAGCUGGAAGAGGAGAAGAAGGAGAUCAAAUCCAUAACUAGGUCAAGAUCUAGCAAUAACGACGACGAGGACCUGACGCCCGAGCAGAAGGCGGAGCGCGAGAAGGAGCGGCGCAUGGCCAACAACGCGCGCGAGCGGCUGCGCGUGCGCGACAUCAACGAGGCCUUCAAGGAGCUGGGCCGCAUGGUGCAGCUGCACCUCAAGAGCGACAAGCCGCAGACCAAGCUGCUCAUCCUGCACCAGGCCGUGGCCGUCAUCCUCAGCCUGGAGCAGCAGGUCCGAGAGCGGAACCUGAACCCCAAGGCGGCGUGCCUGAAGCGGCGCGAGGAGGAGAAGGUGUCGGCAGAGCCGCCGCCGCUGGCGCUGCCCGGCGCCCACGCCGGCAUGGGCGACGCCGCCGGCCACAUGGGACAGAUGUGACACCCAGGUCGGAGGCGCCGGAAAAAUCACGAUUUUUUCCCCCAAAAUCUCUUUUUUUUUGGUAAAAUCCCGACAAGUCUGAGCGAAUUCCGCCAUCCCAGACGCGCCAGAUUCCUGAGGAAAAAAAUUCCCGAGGAAACGUUUCCCGGAAAAACGUCGGAAAAAGGAAAUUCCGAAGGGAAGCAACUGCUCAGCGAAAAAUCUUCUUUUUUUGGGGUUUUUUGGUGUUUUUCCGCACUGUGGGACGACUUUGUGCCUAAAAAAUUCCUGGAUUUGGGGGUUUUUGGAACAAAAAAAUGGAAGAGAUCCUAAAAAAGAAAAAAAUCCUAAAAAAAAUAAAAGAAAUGGUGAAAAAGCCUAAAAAAAUAUUCAAAAAUUAUGAAAAAAAACAAAAAAAAAAUUUAAAACUUGUUUUGAAAAAGGAAGAAUUUCCUUUAAAAAGGAAGAAUUUUCCUAAAAAAAGGGAAAAUUACCUAAAAAAGGAAAAAAACCUUAAAAAAGGAAAAUUUUCCUGAAAAGGGGAAAAUUUUCUAAAAAAGGAAGGAAUUCCUAAAAAUAUAUAAUAUUCCUAGAAAAAAAAUUCCUAAAAAAUUCAAAAAAAAAAACCCUAAAAAAAUUCCUAAAAAAAAUCUCUAAAAAUUUAAAAAAAAAAUUUUAAAAUUCUUUUAAAAAACAUAAAAAAUAAUAAAAAGUUCCCAGAUUUGUAAAACCUGAGGGGAAAAAAAAUAAAAAACAAAAAAUAUUUAAUUUCAACUCGCAAUAAAUAAUAAAAAUAAAAUAAAAUAAAAUAAAAGUGUACUUCCGAAGAAAAAAAGAGCAGGAAAGAUAAAAAUAAUAAUAAAAAUAAAAAACGACGGGAAUCAAAAAAUAAAAAAAAAUUCCCGGAAAACCAGCGAGAAAUGGAAAAAAAUGAAAAUAAAAAUACAAAAAAAAUUCCGAUGUCGUUUUUAGCCAUUCCAUAGGGUAGGAAAAAGUAAAAAAUAAUGAAUCUUAUACAAAAAAAUAUAUAAAUAUAAAUAUAUAUAUAAAUCUAUAUCAGAAAUUUAGUGAAAAAAAUGAA
This is a messenger RNA of Prinia subflava (tawny-flanked prinia), 2705 nucleotides long. Its product is annotated as transcription factor 4-like. The transcript is spliced from 13 exons. Bases 137 to 1645 code for a protein of 502 amino acids. Gene Ontology annotation, cellular component: chromatin; transcription regulator complex. Lineage: Eukaryota; Metazoa; Chordata; Aves; Passeriformes; Cisticolidae. The record is from RefSeq and is a predicted model, not a curated record. Gene Ontology annotation, molecular function: DNA-binding transcription factor activity, RNA polymerase II-specific; protein dimerization activity; RNA polymerase II cis-regulatory region sequence-specific DNA binding. Gene Ontology annotation, biological process: regulation of transcription by RNA polymerase II.